Messenger RNA from Phanerochaete carnosa HHB-10118-sp, 1709 nucleotides. RefSeq lists its product as uncharacterized. NCBI's taxonomy places the organism in Eukaryota, Fungi, Basidiomycota, Agaricomycetes, Polyporales, Phanerochaetaceae. Bases 130 to 1326 code for a protein of 398 amino acids. The transcript is spliced from 3 exons. The record is from RefSeq and is a predicted model, not a curated record.
GUGACUGACAGCCCGCAUGUUAGGGUUCGUUUCGGGUUCGUCUUGGCCUCUACCAAAACUUCAACGUCGAUCCUCGACGUCGUCUCAUCCCCCUCUUGCUCGCUGCCUCCGCCUUCCAGGAGCUGCAAGAUGGCCUCCUCAUCGAGAUUGUCCUAUCCUGGCUUUCCGCAUGACCGAGUCCCGAGCUGGCUCGCCGAGGACUUCGACGACGUGCUCAAGCCUCCGUCUUAUCUCAUAGCGUCUCUGCAACAGGCAUUCGACGACUAUGCUUUUCAUCAUGAUCCCCCAACAUACGAGCAUUCCGUCGGGACCGCGACGGCAAGCACGAGCGCCGGGACGAGUUCACCAUCGAUGCGGCGAGUUUCACUCAUGGGGGAAAGCAUUUGGGAAGAGGACGACGACGAGGACGAUAUUGACGAGAGUUCGGCUGAUGCCGAUGAUGAAGAUGAUGGCACAGAGUAUGGCAACGGCAGCAGCGCGGGCAGUGAGGAGAGACAUUCAGGGCGGGGGACAGCCAAGGCGAACUCAGACAGCCAGUCCACAUUGUAUCGCAUGCCAUUGCAGGACUUCCCCCCGAUUCCCUCUACCUCCACGUCGAUACCGACGCCACCGCAAGACGAUGACAACCGGAGUUAUCGGUUACGGCCCCUGCCGCCCGUCCCGCACAUUCCCCCACCCGCAUAUCACCUCCUGCACCUGCAGCACCUAAUGAGCAAGGCCAAUGCCGAUCCAUACCGGGAGCUUGCGCAAAUCCUGUCUGCACUCGACCCGGAACUGCUCCUGAAACCGUUUGCGGCGUUCGCGGAGGUAUGCUACGAAGACGCCGUGCGAGGCGACGACGCGCCUCCCGUCUCACGCCCCUUCUCACCGCCGCCUGUACCAUCAAUGUCUCGCUCUUUGUCUCUGACUGACGAGAGUGAAGACGACGACGAAUACCUGUUGCAGUCUCCGACACAGCUAUCGGCAAACCCUCUGAGUCUUGCCGACACCACAAGCCCGCCACUCGUUUAUGAGCCGAGAAUAGAGGAUCGUGUGCGGAGUACAGCCGAGUUUCAGCCGCUUCGCAUUCCACGGAGCAUGUCAUCACCAGCACUAUCGCGAGAGGAGCUGGUGUCGUCCGCUGGGCGGGGAGGGAAGCAGUAUGUCCGUGCGGCUCCAGAUCCUAUGGCCGAAGUCGCCUCGCUCUUCUUGCUCACACCAAACCCCGCCAAAGCGCUAAACUCCGUGAACGGCUUCCCCACACGGCCACGUCCGCCGCCGCAGCGCGCAGGCAUGAACUUUGGGAACAUGCGCGGCAUGCUCCUGCGCUCGCUCAACAUCAGCUGAAGCCUUAUCACUGUAGUAAUGUUUCGCAUAUACUCUCCCUCCUUGCAUUUACGAUUGUGUAUCUCUUCAUUGCCUCAUUUUGUCAUUCUAGGCAAACGCAUUCCCUGUCGUGUGUACACCGCCCAUCUCAUCCAUUCGUAUAUCUUUAAUCUCAUGGCCCAUGCUACGUUCUCCCCGCACACGCCUUUCGCCCGCCUGUGGCGGAGCCUCUUAAUGUGUUUUGAAGGGAUACGCUAGAUCUUUCUCGCUGACAAACCGCCUACUAUUUGGAUGCUCAUAACGGUAUUGCUACUCCUCUUGGCGUACAUUUACUUCCGCCUUACAGCUUCUCAACAUAAUAGCAGCUUCGAUAGGUAUACGGAUAUCUAUUAAUAAAUUUAAAC